Messenger RNA from Larimichthys crocea (large yellow croaker), 4806 nucleotides. It is a transcript of the gene rspry1, whose product is annotated as ring finger and SPRY domain containing 1. The record is from RefSeq and is a predicted model, not a curated record. Gene Ontology annotation, molecular function: protein binding; ubiquitin-protein transferase activity. The transcript is spliced from 15 exons. The coding region runs from base 725 to 2503 and encodes 592 amino acids. NCBI's taxonomy places the organism in Eukaryota, Metazoa, Chordata, Actinopteri, Sciaenidae. Gene Ontology annotation, cellular component: cytoplasm.
GAUAAACGACAUAAAGAGAUUUAUUAUAUGAGAGGAUCUUUGCUGUAUAUUGACAGUGUAUUGAACAACAAUCCUCCUUCUUCCUCCUCCUCCGUGAGCCGCGCCUCCGCAGCCACAGCUGAUGAUGGUCAAGCUUUUAGCUGCCAACGCUACGGAACUUAGCACGCAGCUAGCCGCCGUGUAGCGUCGUUAAAUGUGUACGAGGUGUUAGCCGACCCUGUCACAUGAGUGCGCCGCUUUUAUAGCUCACAGGAGCUUGUCUUACGAGGACACAGGCGGGUCGUGUUAAUGUGCCUCCGCGGUUCACCGGCGUUUUGAGCACCACGCGUAGUUCGUCGCCGCUCGCGUCGGCUAACUUAUGUAGUCUGACAGUCCAGCUAACCGGGCUAACAGCUAGCUGCUUAGCUCCCCCAGCACAGCGCGGCUAGCUGCCCGAGUCUGUGGAAACUACUUCGGUCUGCGUUUGAACGCUGCUGGUUUUUCCCAAGUGAGAGCACAUAUGCCAGACCUGGAUGAGAACUGGACCUGAACCCCCCAGGCUGUCUAUGAUGUUUGCAGCUUUUCUCCUUGCAGCACCUGACCGCUCCUGGUCCAUUUAACCAGUCAUAUAUUACGACCUCCAAACCAGUCCUACAUCUCUGCUUGGCAACAGUAUGAUCGUUUACGUUGAUCCCACCCAGCCCACUGGGAUUAGAAUCCCCCGAAACCACGCUCUCCAAAUGAUAUGAUAGUAGCCGCCUGGAUCACUUUCUGUGCCUGCAGGAGCCUUGCACGGGUUCUGCUCUUCCUUUCCUCCUCAAACUCCCUUCCUCCAUUCUGGGAGACCUUUGCCAGUGUGGUCUCAGGCACUGGAACCAUGGGUAACAGCUGUGUGUGCCGGGAGGAUAGUGACUUGGAGGACCACCAACAUGGGUCAACAAGGGCGACCCGGGGACAAGCUAGGCGGGUGGAUCACAGUACGGGCAUAGGUGUCGAUGCUGGAGAGGCCAGGAGCAGUCGACCAAGGGAUCCAGUCAGGCCGCCACGGCGAGGGCGAGGACCCCACGAGCCAAGACGGAAGAAGCAGAAUGUGGACGGCCUGGUGCUGGACACGUUGGCUGUCAUCAGGACACUUGUAGACAAUGACCAAGAGCCCCCUUACUCCAUGAUCACUUUGCACGAGAUGGCAGAGACGGAUGAUGGUUGGCUGGAGGUUGUCCAGUCUCUGAUUCGAGUGAUCCCAUUGGACGAUCCGCUUGGCCCUGCAGUGAUCACCCUUCUACUGGACGAGUGCCCUCUACCCACCAAGGAUGCUCUCCAGAAACUCUCUGACAUGUUGAGUCUGAGUUCGGCCGUAGCACGACAGGACGCUCUAAACCCUGCUAAACACAGAAACACCACAGCAGUACUGGGAUGCCUGGCAGAGAAACUGGCUGGUCCGGCCAGCAUUGGAUUGUUGAGCCCUGGAACUCUUGAGUACCUUCUAGAGAGUCUGAGCUCUGAGGCCCACCCCACCGUCAUGCUGUUUGCUCUCAUCGCUUUGGAGAAGUUCUCCCAGACCAGUGAGAACAAACUGACGGUAUCUGAGUCGUGCAUCAGCACUCGACUCGCUGUCCUUGAGUCGUGGGCAGAACAGCCUGACUACCUGAAAAGGCAGGUCGGAUUCUGCUCACAGUGGAGCCUCGACAACCUGUUCCUAAAGGAAGGUCGUCAGUUCACAUACGAGAAGGUCAACCUCACCAAUAUCAACGCCAUGCUCAACAGCAACGAUGUCAGCGAGUACCUCAAGAUCUCCCCCACAGGAUUAGAGGCACGAUGUGACGCCUCCUCCUUCGAGAGCGUGCGUUGUACAUUCUGCGUGGAUUCAGGGGUUUGGUACUACGAGGUGACGGUCAUCACGUCAGGAGUGAUGCAGAUCGGAUGGGCCACCAAGGACAGCAAGUUCCUCAACCAUGAGGGUUACGGGAUAGGAGACGAUGAAUACUCGUGUGCGUAUGAUGGCUGCAGGCAGCUCAUCUGGUACAACGCUCGCAGUAAACCUCACUCUCACCCCUGCUGGAAGGAGGGAGAUGCCAUCGGGUUCUUGUUGGACCUCAGCAAGAAGCAGAUGAUCUUCUAUCUGAACGGACAUCAGCUACCGCCAGAGAAACAGGUCUUCUCCUCUGCCACGUCCGGUUUCUUUGCGGCAGCCAGCUUUAUGUCAUACCAACAGUGCGAGUUUAAUUUUGGGGCCAAGCCUUUCCGUCACCCACCUUCUGUGAAAUUUAGCACCUUCAACGACUUCGCUUCACUGCUGCCCAGUGAAAAGAUCAUCCUACCCAGACACCGGCGUCUGGCUUUACUAAAGCAGGUUAGCAUCCGAGACAACUGCUGCACGCUAUGUUGCGACGUCAUGGCUGACACAGAGCUGCGGCCCUGCGGACACGGUGGUAUGUGUAUGGAGUGUGCCUUACAGUUAGAGACGUGCCCCCUGUGCCGCCAGGACAUCCAGACCCGAGUCAGACUCAUUGCACAUGUCUCCUGACACACUUCCUCAUGCAAUCAGGAGAGACACACAAGCCCGACAUCCUCACCAUCCUCCUCCUCCUACUCCUUUAAUCCCCUCUCACCCUACAGGGCUGUGAGGAUGAUGCCACAAUGUUGUGAUGAUACCAGAACAGUGACUUCUGGUAAGAGGAGGCGUCGAUGGAGAGGCGAAGAGAAGAAAGGCAGGAGAUGAGAGGAGGGGAAUUUAAAUCACCGCUGGAUCCGCGGGAUCUUUCCCUCAUUUACCUACAUUUCCUCUUUUAUAUCCGUCUGACAGCUCGUUGCAGAAGCUGGGCCAAGAAUCGUCAACUUUCUACCAACAGUGUGUUUUUCAGACAAAAACAAGCAGAAGUGAGGGGCAGAAACAUUUAAACCAGAUUACGGACAGAACCCACCUCAUCUGCAAGCAACCUGCGUAGAGUCAGCAGACAUCCUUUCUAUGAUAUGAGGAUCCCACUGCGCUUUCUAUCCAGAGGCUACCACUAUUUAAUCCCAUCACCUGUCAUGCACAUGUCUGCAGAUCUGAAAGGGCUGGGUAGAAGAAAAGAUCACAGCCUGUAGUACAGUGUUAAACACAAGGUACAGAUAAAUUUGAGAUGUUCUCACUUUCACUUUUUUGCGAAUCAUGGUGUUCUCGAGGUAGCAUUUUCAUUUUAUUUUUCCCAAGGUUGAACCAGCAUCUAUCCUUUGGUCAGCUUGGUGUCAGAAAUCUUAAAAGUUGCUGAAUUACUCUUGGAGGUUAGCUUUCUGUUUCGGUUUACAAAAAAACAAAUUAAAGUUCAAAUCAAAUCAGUCGUCAGAUGACAGAACAAAAACAACAAAUUACUUGAAUCUGUAUUAAUUGAUUUUUCAGCACAGCUGACCCUGCUGCUUUUUGUGCUUUGUCUUUUUGCUCAGAUGUUGAUAUUUCCUGAGUCCCUGCCAUGUAUGUACAACAAAUAAAUACACAGGGAUUUAAAAUUACAGAAAGUUAAUCUGUAAAUCAAAUCACAUUUUUGUUUUCUCUAAUUCUAAGUGCAUACUGUAUGUUUGAAGAGCCAGUGUAGGGGUUUUAUACAGUUACAUUUGUACCGCCACAUUCUGAAAAUAUCUGGGAUUGCUUGAUUGAUGCUAACCAUUUGUUUGGCAACAACUUGUAAUGCAACUCCACCGUGAGUCAGCCUCAUUUGUGGGCUCAGCAUAAGUAAAUAUGUCUUAAUUUUUUUUUUUUUUUUUGUGAUGACAAACACGUGCGUCUGUAUCAAGACGACUAUUUUUCAAUCCACAAGAUGUGAUUUAAUUUUGUAUCAUAAGUGAUGGCGAACACCGAUGUAGAAACUUGGUCGAGAGGUACAAGAAGUUUUUGUUGAUUGACAGUGUUGUAUUAGCCAAUCAGUAAAUUGUUUAAAACAAAUGUGAAAUGUUUAAGUGAAUCGUUUUUUCCUCUCAGUUUACUAAAUAUCCCAGGGUCAUUUUAAAAAUGUUAUCGUUUCGGGUCGGUGAAAUAAUUACCCACAGCAGAGUGACAUGGAGUUUGAGCUUUAGUACAGAAACAACUGUAUAUUUGUUACACUUGCUACAAAUCACAGCACUCUUAGUAGGAUUUCUUACAUCCAGAUCGAUCUUGCCAAACCACAUUUGUCAAAUUGGAAGUGUACCUUCCAGGUCACUGACUGUUCAGACUGAAUAAAAUGUGGUAUUCCUCUUCGUGCUUUAUAUAACGGCACUCUCUGCUCUCAUUUUGCCAUCUUCCUCUGUCUUUAUAAAGAACCACGUGUUUCCUGUCUUUCUGUUUAUCCUUUACUUGAAGCAUCUCUGGGUUGACUGAAUGACAUUUGUAUUUUGCAAACAGGUGACGAAAUGAAUAUGAGAGAUUGUGAUUUAAUUCUAUUUGUACAAAUUUAAAAAAAAAAAGAAUCUGACCUUUCAAAUUAUGACACUUAAUAAUUUAGAAUUUAUAUUGGUCAAAUUGUUUAUGAAAGAGUUUCCACUCCGCCAAAUUGCAUGAGCAGGAUCUGUAAAAAAUCAUUCAGACUAUAACUGGAAUGAUUUCUAAAAGAGAAACAUGCAUCUCUCGGUAUGACUAAAGACUGGUCUGGUCACUGUUUGCUAUCUUGUACUCCCUGAUGCACCUUAUACAUGCAGGUUUAUAUGGUCGUCUCUACAGUUGGAGAUGAAGUUCAGGAUUGUAAAGAAUAAGUUGUGAGUUGUAUUUAAAACAUCUGUAAAGGAAUUUUGCCCCAGAGUUCCCAAAGAUGUGAUUGAUUGAAGAAUUAUUGUUUCCUGGAUUGUGAUAUUUGUAAUAAAUGUAUGUACAAGUGA